Messenger RNA from Gopherus flavomarginatus (Mexican gopher tortoise), 2988 nucleotides. RefSeq names its product ubiquitin specific peptidase 30 (gene USP30). Gene Ontology annotation, biological process: protein deubiquitination. Gene Ontology annotation, molecular function: cysteine-type deubiquitinase activity; cysteine-type endopeptidase activity. NCBI's taxonomy places the organism in Eukaryota, Metazoa, Chordata, Testudines, Testudinidae. Gene Ontology annotation, cellular component: cytosol; nucleus. The record is from RefSeq and is a predicted model, not a curated record. The transcript is spliced from 13 exons. Bases 221 to 1666 code for a protein of 481 amino acids.
GCUUGGGUGGGGCCCGUCCAUGGAGGCCGGGGCCGAGGCUGCAUCACAGGCCAGGAGGCCGGAGCACAAGGCGACCUGCCGCGUCCUCUUCGCCCUGACGUACGUGGAUGUUUUACCUCUGCUGAGGGGACCACUGGGACGUCAGGAUCAGCCCAGGUCAUUUCCCGGCUCCAAGGGGUCGUUACACCUUCAGUUCGCCUAGGAACUGGGGCAUAAAGUAAUGAAGAACUGGGGUGUUGUUGGUGGAAUUGCUGCUGCUCUGGCAGCAGGCGUAUAUGUUCUCUGGGGUCCCAUCACCGAAAGAAAGAAACGCAGGAAAGGGCUUGUGCCUGGCCUUCUCAACUUAGGAAACACCUGUUUCAUGAACUCUUUGCUGCAAGGCUUAUCUGCUUGUCCAUCUUUCAUCAAGUGGCUGGAGGACUUUACAGCCCAAUACAAGACAGACCAGAAUGAAUCAUCGGAGCACCAAUAUUUGUCCCUUACUUUGCUAUGCCUUCUGAAAGCUUUAUCCUGCCAAGAGGUCACAGAAGAUGAUGUCCUGGAUGCAAGCUGUUUGUUAGAAGUGUUAAGACUGUACAGGUGGCAGAUCUCAUCAUUUGAAGAGCAGGAUGCUCAUGAACUAUUCCAUGUCCUUACAUCUUCGUUGGAAGAUGAGCGAGAGCGUCAGCCCCGGAUCACACAUUUGUUUGACGUGCAUUCAUUAGAGCAGCCAGAAAUAACCGAAAAGCAAAUAAGCUGCAGGACAACAGGGUCACUUCACCCCAUGUCGAGUCACUGGAAGUCUCAACAUCCUUUUCAUGGAAGGCUGACCAGUAACAUGCUUUGCAAACACUGCAAACGCCAGAGUCCUGUGAGGUGUGAUACAUUUGACAGUCUUUCGCUGAGUAUUCCAGCAGCCAUGUGGGGUCGUCCUAUGACACUGGACCAUUGCCUCCACCAUUUCAUCUCUUCUGAAUCAGUAAAGGAUGUUGUAUGUGACAAUUGCACUAAAAUUCAGGCAGAAGGAACACUGAAUGGGCAAACCACAGAAAACCAGAGAACAACAUUUGUUAAACAAUUAAAGCUAGGGAAGCUCCCUCAGUGUCUGUGUAUCCAUCUGCAAAGGCUGAGCUGGUCAGACCAAGGCAUGCCUCUGAAACAUCAUGAACAUGUGCAGUUCAAUGAGUUCCUGAUCAUGGACAUCUACAAAUACCACCUCCCUGUCCAUAAAUCAAGCCAGCAUGAUCUAAACCAGAAAGGCAAUCCACGGAUGUUGUCUGAAACAAAGGAUGGGUCAGCAGUAAAAGCCUCAGAUCUGGAGCAGACAUGUAGCACUAAAUCAUUCUUUAUGAAUGGCGCCUGCUCUCCUUCGUUAUUAACAUCCCCGAUAACUUUCCCACUUGCAGUGGUUUCAGAUUGCAGUUCCCCAGUGUACCUCUACCGUCUGAUGGCUGUUGUAGUUCAUCAUGGGGACAUGCAUUCUGGACACUUUGUGACAUAUCGCCGCUCUCCGCCUUCUCCCAAGACCACGCUCUCGGUCAGUAACCAGUGGUUGUGGAUUUCAGAUGACACUGUGCGCAAAGCUAGUUUGCAAGAAGUGCUUUCAUCUAGUGCUUACCUGCUCUUUUAUGAGCGUGUUCACUCAAGAAUGCAGCACCAAACUCAGGAUUUCAGGGCUGAAGAAUGACUUGGACCUUUGGAGAAGGAUACAUCUUGAGAAAACUGCUCUUGUGAGAUGUACAUUGCACCUCCUGACUGUUAUGCAAAUAGCCCACUACGUGCCCUUUGAUAUUCCACUCCUUCCUGGCAAUGGUGCCUGGCUACUGCAGGGAGCUAGUGUUUCAUACCAAAACGAUGCUGCCCAAAGUUGGUCUGCUAGUGUUGGGCCCUCCAGAGUGUGUCUGCAUUAGAGAAGCAUGUUUGCUGUUCAGAUAAUAUUCUCUCUGCAUCACAGUUUUGAAACAGGGAAUUUCAAACAGGGACUUCCCAGGGCCACAUCUUUUUAUUCUGACCUGUAUGCAUGUUUUCAGAUGGAGCUGCUUAGUAUCACCUUAAGGUAUUUCUUAGCAGGGAAGCCCUAGAAGUGAUUGAUGAGAAAUUACUGUUAUCAAAGGCAAUGGUUUAAAAAAAUGAAGUGCCUUGAGAUGAUUUAAAUGGUUACAUUACCAUUAUCUACACCUACAAUCUGUGGAUUACAUUCUGGUAAACGUCUAUAUCAAAGUGAUAUGAAGAACUAUUAACUGAAUCACAUUUCUUGUCAUAACCCCAGCUAAGCAACUAAAACAAGUUGUCUCUACCCAACAUGCUUGAUCCAAAAAAGUCCUUUCCUGUUUGUAUCUUUUUUUCCCUAUUUCCUUUCUUUGUACAUCAUAGAAGUACUUACGUCAAUACAAACGGCAGUUUUCCGUUUCAGGGAAAUACUCAAAUAGUUGAUCAGUUAGAACUGAGACACUGAUUGUUGCGUCAUCUCAUCAUACUGUAAGAGAUGUUAAGAGAGAGCAGUAUCUGCUAGCAAUCAUUAUGGUAAUGUCGUCUGUCUCUGUAAAACAAUUCGAUGCUGUUGCUUUGGAGCAUCAGGUAGACUGUGCCUCUCAGUGCUGAUCUUAAAGGUGACUGAUUGGUAUUCUAAACUCACCUUUCCUACCUUAAUGAUGAACACUGCCAUUGCCUAUCAUCCCUUCUAAGGAAUGCCUUCUGAUCUGCAAUGGAGUUUGAACCGGUUGUGAUUGUGAGCCUGGGACUUGACGCAACAUGUGUCAUGGUGGGUUAGAACACACACAAUUGCAUGGGCAGUGGUUGGCACUUAGUCCAGUAAAAUAGUAGAGUAGCCUGAACAGGUUGGUGUCACUGCAUUAGAUAUUGCUAUUUUUAAAGAGUUUGAUAUUAAUCGUAUAUUGCUGCUCUGUGCUCUUCGGUGUGUAAAAAAAAGAGAUGGGGAAAGAGGCAAGAAAUCCUUUUGGCUGUUUUUAAAUUAAUGGGGAUAAAAUGGACAGACGUGGGAGUUCUUUU